AAUACAAAAUAAAAAGAACUAAAACCCCGCGCCUUGACAACUAUUAUCUCCCACUUGCACAAAAUAACACUUCAACAAAAUAACAGCUGAUCUUUUCUUCGACCAUCUCUCCUCAAAACAUCAUCUCCUUGCAUUUACCCCUUCUUCACUCUUUUUCUUCCUUCCUUCCAUGGAAGAGGCCCCAAUUUCAAUCUUGCCGAGUCUUUGACCCUAUUCCCUGCCGAAGGGUCUCCGGCGAUCCCUGGGCAAGGAAUUGAAUUCAUCAUUCUCCUCCUCUUUUCCUUCCUUGUUCAGGAUCCAGACCCUUGAUUCCCCAAAACCCAAAGCUUGCUUCUUUCUUUUUCUUCUUCGAGAUUCUGAUUCUGAAUCAACAAGUUUUGGAUAUCCCAGACUCUCCCCCAGUUUCCCAAUCCAAUAUCGAAAACCUAGAUCAGAACUCUCUCAUUUCCCGUUGGAAACUGCCCCAAUCAAACACCCGAGGCAUUUUGUCGACCACCAUGUCGUCCCUGCACGUCUUCCUUCGGGAACCGCCGGAGGCAGCCAUGGUUCUCACGACUAAGCUUUGCCGCUUCAGUGGUGCCAAGAUCUACCCUGGUAGGGGCAUCAGAUUCAUCCACUCCGAUUCUCAGGUUUCCCUGUUCAUAAAUUCCAAGUGCAAGAGGUACUUUAACAACCGCCUCAAGCCAUCCAAAAUCACAUGGACUGCCAUGUUCAGAAAGCAGCACAAGAAGGUAGUGCAGCUGCUUAUUUAGAGACGGGCAUAUUUUCACCAUGGCGUUAUUCUAUUCUUUUGAUUUCUUCUGUUCUUAUCAUCACAUGGCUCAACUUAAGCAAUGAUGUUUAUGAUUUCGAUACAGGAGCAGAUAAAAACAAGGUAGAAUCUGUUGUAAAUCUGGUUGGCAGUCUUGCAGUAGAAUCUCAGCCAAAACAGUUUUUGUUACAUCUUUUGGAUUGGCUGGGUUAUAGUUUGAAAAAGGGUGAGAGCAGUUGUCAGUUUCUGAUCAUCUGUGGAGGAAUUUGGUUUGUAGUUUUCAAUCGAUUUGAUUUGCAGAGGGAGCUAGAUUCGUCAGUUUUGUUCUGCUGGAGAAGAAGAAAAAUUUGGGUUGUGCAUAUUGAAGGGAGAGAGGUUUGAAGUGGAAGCAAAGAAAAGAGCAUGCUUACAACCCAAAUGAGGAGUAUACAGAUGUGGAAUCCACAUUGCGUUCGCAUUUGGAAUCUUUUCUAGAAACUGCAAGAUCAUUCAAUAUGAUUUACACCAAGG
Rosa chinensis is the source of this 1261-nucleotide messenger RNA. RefSeq lists its product as uncharacterized. Gene Ontology annotation, molecular function: prenyltransferase activity. NCBI's taxonomy places the organism in Eukaryota, Viridiplantae, Streptophyta, Magnoliopsida, Rosales, Rosaceae. Gene Ontology annotation, biological process: phylloquinone biosynthetic process. The transcript has 8 exons. Bases 698 to 1132 code for a protein of 144 amino acids. The record is from RefSeq and is a predicted model, not a curated record.